UCUCUCUCUCUUUCUCCUCCUCCCCCUUAAACCCUCGCCUCUCCCACCUCCCGCCGCUUCCCCCUCUCGCUACGCCGCCGCCGCCGUCGAAGCUUGACAGCCGGAGUCCUCCGCCGAGCCGAGCCGCGCUAGCAGCCUGCGGCUCCCCUCCCCCCAUCCCUCCCCCGGCCAUGGCGCCUCGUCCGCGGAAGCGGGUCUCGCGGCCCAAGCCACGCGCCACCUCCCGCGGCCGCGGCGGCGGGGAUGAGGACCCCUUCUUCGAGUCCGAGCCCAAGCGGCGCCGCGGGGGCGGCCGCGACGAGGACAUCGAGAGCGAGGACAGCGACCUGGAGGGCGUGGCAGCGGCUGCUGCUGGUGGCGUCGGCGACGAUGGGGAGGAGGAGGAGGAGGAGGAGGAGGAGCAGGAGACGGCGGGGGAGAAGAAGAUGCGGAUCGCGAAGGAGCUUCUCAAGAAGGUGACGGACGCGGCGAGGAGGAGGAGGGAGGAUGACGAGGACGAGGACGAGGGCGAGGAAGCCGGCCGGAGGCGGGUCGCCGAUAUCCUCCUCAAGAGGCAAUUCGAGGAGAGUGGCAGGAAGCGGAUGGAGCUCGCCGACAGGAUAUUACAACCAGAUCCUGAGGAUGGCUUUAAGAUGCUCGUGAAGCACCGACAACCAGUUACUGCUGUUGUUUUAUCCAAGGACAGUGAUAAGGGAUUUUCAGCAUCAAAGGAUGGAGUCAUUGUGCAUUGGGAUGUUGAAACUGGAAAAAGUGAGAAGUAUUUAUGGCCAAGUGAAAAUGUCUUGGUUUCUCAUCAUGCUAAGCCACCUCUAUCAGCUAAAAGAAGUAAGCAAGUAUUAGCUCUAGCUGUUAGUGCAGAUGGUCGUUACUUGGCAAGCGGAGGUUUGGAUCGUCACAUCCAUUUAUGGGAUGUUCGGUCACGGGAGCACAUACAGGCAUUUAGUGGUCAUCGAGGAGCAAUAUCUUGUCUUUCCUUUGGACCAGACUCAUCGGAGCUAUUCUCUGGUUCUUUUGACCGUAAAAUAAUGCAGUGGAAUGCAGAAGACAGAACGUACAUGAACUGCCUAUUUGGCCAUCAGAACGAAGUCUUGACAAUGGAUGCACUUAGUAAAGAUAGGCUUUUGACUGUAGCACGGGACCGAACAAUGCAUCUUUGGAAGAUACCAGAAGAAUCACAACUACUGUUCCGUGCUCCUGCUACUGCAUCAUUGGAGUGUUGCUGCUUUAUUGAUGACAAGGAAUUUUUAACUGGAUCUGAUGAUGGAAGUGUUGAGCUUUGGAGCAUUAUGAGAAAGAAGCCUACUCACAUAAUAAGAAAUGCUCAUCCAGUAUUCCGUAACAACCUUAAUUCGCUUGAAAAUAAUGUUGAGGAAAAUGGCAUACAUAAACCUGAAAGUGUCUCAUCAGCCCAAUCAUGGGUUAGUGCUAUUGCUGCAAGAAGAGGUUCUGAUCUUGCUGCAUCAGGAGCAGCAAAUGGUUCAGUUCGUCUUUGGGCUAUUGAACCUGAUUCUAAGGGCAUUCGGCCAUUAUUUAGUUUGAGACUGGAUGGAUUUGUUAAUUCUCUCGCCAUCCCGAAAUCUGGACGCUUUAUUGUUGCUGGUGUGGGCCAGGAGCCUCGUCUUGGAAGAUGGGGCCGUGUCCGAUCAGCUCAAAAUGGAGUUGUAAUCCAUCCAAUCCGACUAAAAGAAGAGAGCGAGGACUUGUAGGGUAGUAGUAGAUGGUUGAUGCCGAAAAACCCCUUAAAUGUUGUUAAGUCACACAAAGGACAAAUCCCUUCCACCUUGCAUUUUUUUGCAACCAUUCCCACCGAUGAAAUUCGAUACAAGAGGCUGAACGGGUUACCUUCACAAGCAAUGGGAAUUUGGAGGGGGUGUUACAGACCAUUUGAGCUGAAGAAUUGAGAUGUAUUCUGUAGAGGAAGUCCCGUCAGGCAAUUUUGUAGCAUUGCUUCCUUAAGUUUAAAGACAGAUUUUUUUUAUGUAUCAAACAAGUAGGAUAAGGCGGUUUUGAAAAUUGGCCUUUGAUUCAAAAAUGCCUUGAUCAAUUGUUCUCUACAAUUGGAGUGGUUUAUAUCAGAUAGAGAAUUGCACACGGGAGGAUUUUGAGGCCCUGAACUAUGUACCAAUACUUUAUUGAUCUAAUCCCUUAAAACUA
Oryza sativa Japonica Group (Japanese rice) is the source of this 2154-nucleotide messenger RNA. Lineage: Eukaryota; Viridiplantae; Streptophyta; Magnoliopsida; Poales; Poaceae. The record is from RefSeq and is a predicted model, not a curated record.